Hymenoscyphus albidus is the source of this 2593-nucleotide messenger RNA. The record is from the annotation of a GenBank genome assembly. NCBI's taxonomy places the organism in Eukaryota, Fungi, Ascomycota, Leotiomycetes, Helotiales, Helotiaceae.
AUGGCGGAGCAAUUGGGGACCCCUGGGUCAAACGCCGAUAACUCAAUCAACGGUGGAAAGGGAGGAGCACCAAAGGACAAAGCAUGUCCAUUCUGUCACCAGAAGUUUACCUCCUCCUCGUUGGGCCGACAUCUUGAUCUGUACAUAAAAGAAAAGAACCCCAAACCCUCCGAUGGAGUCCACGAUGUUGACGAGAUUCGGAAGAUGCGAGGAGGCAUUACAAGAAGACAGCCGCGCAAUUCUGCUUCAAGGAGGGAGGACUCUACGCCUGCGGGAACCCCUAGUAAUCAUGACAGACGGAGUCCAGGAGGACCGGAUUCGGGAGGUUGUUCACCAAAUCUACGGCGGAAUGAUGAUGAGAGAGGAAUGCAGUCACGGAAGACUGCCUGGAAGAUAAAUUCUGCAGGAUGGGAAACCACGGGGGUCAUGAAUGUCAUUCCAAACCUAAGAAAUGGAGACUCGGUACGGAGCUGGGACAGUGAGGAUCGAGAUGGGGCCAGGAAACUAGACAAUAGGGGCAGGUCUGUGAGCAAGCAGAUGCUGGCAAAGACCACUUUUGAGCAGAAGCAAAAGAUGAUGGAUGCUCUGGAUAAUGCGCAAGCUGCAAAACUGGCCUUGCGAGAAAUACUGGGCUCCGUCAGGGCUGCAAAGUAGGUGCUUUCUUGCUGGACAGAGGACUAUAUACUAACAGAUGCUAGACGUCAAAUUGAUGAUCUCCAAGUGUUUGACUACGACCCCCUUACCCUCGACUUUCCAAGCAUUGUUCUUCGCUGUCUCCCACCGCCUCCUACACUAUACCAAGCGAUGCCCAUCGCAUCUUCCGCAUCAUGGUCUAUACAACCACCAGACGACCAACAAUACCAGGCGUUACGGGAACAUUUUGCCAAUGAGUUCAAUCGAUUUAGAGUGUCAUGUCAGGUAGCCACUACGGUUGCCCACGAUGAUUUGUCCUACCCACCUCCUCACCCAGACUUUGAUGAUUUACUCGAUGACCCAGCAGAGAUUGCACGACGAGCUGAAAAUGAAGCUUCUGAGCUCGAGUCUCGAGUAUCAGAACACCUUCAUGCUGUUUUCGCACAUUGGAGCUCCUUGAGCCACCCCAAGCGGCAGGAAAUAUGGAUUCUAGAAAUGGCACGAGCUUUAGGUCGUCAAUCCGAGGAGAUUCAAAAACUGAAAAAGGAAAAGGAGUAUGCUCAACAAGAAACAGCACAUCUGAAGAUCCAGGUGGAUGAAUUAAGCAGACUACAACAUCCAAGAGAAUUCAAGCUGGUGUCGCCUUCAACUAUGCCAAUCGAUUCCGACACCAUAAGUAGACUAGGCGAGAUAGGCAUGACCAGGAAAUACGUCGGGCAUGACAUGUCCAGUGUGAACUUGCACCUAGACACUGCAAUUGACCGCGCAAUUGGAAAAUGGAAAAUAGUCGUGAAAGAGGCCAGAGGAAGCGGCAACGGUCUAUUAGCUCAAAGAUCAUUGAGCGGAGAAUCCGCACCACAAACCUCUGUUCAACUCCCACCUCAAAACCUUGCCCCUGUUCGAACCCCUAUUACACCCAACCCACCGCAACUACAAAACCACAUCAGCCAUCAACACACAUCAAGCAAUAUCUCAAACAUGUCGAAUCAUAAUGACCACAUCAGUCAUCAACAUACAUCAAGCAACAUCUCCAACCACAAUGUCUCCAUGUCCAAUUCCAGCAAUAAUCUCCCCGUCCAAGUGCAAGUCACCGACCUCACCAGUCAAAGCAACGAUGACAUGGGAAGUGACGCCGACGCAGAUGCGGACGCGGACAUGGACGACGACGAUUCCUACAUGGAGAUGAACGACUUACCUCAGCAGACUCGCGCCCCGGAAGCUCCUAUGGCGCAACCGUCCAACAACUUUCGACUCCCGAAUGGGAAUGUACAACCAAACAGCCUGCAGCAGAACAACAAUGGAAGGGGACUUGAGGGAAUGGAGAACCAGGUUGUACAGGGAUACGUGAGGAUUGGUGCAUAACCAAAUGUUUUUGCAUCUUAAAAGUUGAAUCUUUAGCUUUAGCGUGCAUGUGUGUGUGUGUUGGGAAGUAUGGAAGUGUGAAUAAAUUAAGAAAAAGAUGCAAACUGUACUGUGGGAAAUCUAUCAAUAGGAGAAAGGCGUUUUAUGGGGGGCAUGGAGGGAAAGAUAACUUGUAAUAAACCAUCUCUUUGUAGAAGACCGAAUUCUUCUUUUUACCUUUUUUUCCUUUGCUCCUGCUUUCUUCUGAUUUAGCGAGGUGGGGAUCGUUGUUUUGCGUUUUUUUGCGGGGUUUGUAGCAUUUUGGGUGGCUGUUUUCGUUUUUGAUAUUUGGCUCUUUGAUAUUUGAAUUGUUUGUUGUUGUCGUUUUUUGAACUGAUUAAUGGGGUGAAAAGCAUGAAGCUUGGGAGCGUGCAUUGCAUUGUUUUGUGUGGGAUUGUGUGGUAUGUUGUUGUAUUGCACUUGAUCAAAAAUUUGUUGAUUACUUUAGCAUGGAGUAUUGAGCAUUGAAUUAUGCAUUUUUUCUGAGUUUGAGCAUUUUUUCGAGUAUUGUGUUGUGUACUGAAGUCUUGCACGCACGGCUUUGCGAUCGGAGGGAGAG